UCCGUACAUCCAUUAGUUGAAUCUGCUGACAGUCUGCAGUGACCACCAGAUAUUUGGCUUUUCUGCUCGCUCUCGUUGGAAUUUCAUCUUUUUGGCUUUAUCUUAAGGCCAUUUUUUUCAAUUUGGGGUUCUUUAGUUGCCAGUAAACUCUGAGAAGUCAGUUCCACCAAUAGAAGGUGUUCUUGCUGUCAUCAUCAUAAUCGCUUUCCUUCUAUGGGAUUAGGAUGGCUAUGGAGCAGGGCAGCCUGUGACUGACUACCUGCUGCUCACAGUUGGCAUUUUGUUUGGUUUUUGGCACUCGUUUGGUGGAUCAGCCACAGCCAAAAUGCUGAACCAAAGUGCUGUGGUGAUCUUCACUGGGAUCUGUGGGGCGUUGGUACUCAUGGCAAUGGCCUACUAUGUCUACUGGACUGUAGUAUUGUCUGAAGGACCGUGCAGACGAGGCUUAUAAAAGGAUCUCACCGUGGUUGGUCAUAGUGAAUAGAGAGGAGCCUCUUCAGCUCUCUGGGCUCCUCGACCAUGGGUUUCCUGGCCUCCAUCAAGGGCCUGUUCAUCCUUCAGUUGUUGAUGGGCUUUGUCUUUGUGGUGAGCGGCCUCAUCAUAAACUUCAUCCAGCUGUGCACGUGCAUCAUCUGGCCAAUCAACAAGCAGCUCUAUCGCAGGAUCAACUGCCGGCUCUCGUAUUCCCUCUGGAGCCAGCUGGUGAUGCUGCUGGAGUGGUGGUCCGGCACAGAUUGCACCCUAUACACUGACCAGGCGACGGUGGACAAGUUUGGCAAAGAACAUGUCAUCAUCAUCCUCAACCACAACUACGAGAUCGACUUCCUCUGUGGCUGGACCAUGUGUGAAAGAUAUGGGAUCCUCGGGAGUUCUAAAGUUCUAGCCAAACAUGAGCUACUGAAAGUUCCUCUGAUCGGCUGGACUUGGUACUUCUUAGAAAUAGUUUUUUGCAAGAGAAAGUGGGAGGAGGACCGCAAAACUGUCUUCAGAGGACUAGAAAGGCUGAAAGACUAUCCCGAAUAUAUGUGGUUUUUGCUGUACUGCGAAGGCACCCGCUUCACCGAGAAGAAGCACCAAAUAAGUAUGCAGGUCGCAGAGAGCAAAGGCCUGCCCAAGCUGAAGUAUCACCUCCUUCCACGCACCAAGGGCUUCACCACCACCCUGCAGUGUCUCAAGGGCACAGUGACUGCUGUUUAUGAUGUGACACUCAACUUCAAGGAUAAGCAAACUCCGACUCUUUUGGGCAUCGUCAAUGGCAAGAAGUACCAAGCAGACUUGAGCGUGAGACGGUUCCCUGUUGAGGAGAUUCCAGACGAUGAGAAGGAGUGUGCCAACUGGCUGCAUAAGCUCUACCAGGAGAAGGACGCCUUACAGGAAGCGUACAGCAAGGAAGGCAAGUUCCCCGGGCCCACCAUCAUCCCCCCUCGCCGACCCUGGACGCUGCUCAACUUCCUGUUCUGGGCCACGCUGCUGCUCUCGCCGCUCAUCAACUUUGCGUGCGGCGUGGCGGUCAGCGGCUCUCCCCUCCUCAUCAUCGGCUUCAUCAUCUUCCUCCUCAUAGCGUCCGUCGCCAUCCGCCGCCUCAUCGGCGUCACGGAGGUGAACAAGACGGGCUCCAGUUACGGCGACCAGGAGACCAAGAAACAAAACUAGUGUUUUUUUGGGGGGGUUUUUUACCGAGCCCCCGCCUCCAUGUACAGAUGUUUCUUCUUGCCCUCAACUCCUUCCUCCCACCAACUCCAGUCCAGUCCCGCCUGAGUCUUGGAGGAGAGCCAAGGACUGCAAAGUAAGCCAGCUGCUGACACACUUUACACUGAUCUUAAACCUACAUCUUUAUUAGCCCACUUCCUGUCGGUCACCGCUCCGGUUCAACAUUCACACUCGCACACCCCCGGGAAACAUCACCUGUGCACGUUCAGACUGUCCUCCACACUUCAUUUGCAUGUUUUUAGCAGGAGCUCCGCCCCCAGACUCAAAUGCCAGGUGGAGUGCUGUCAGAUUCCAGACUAAAAGGUCACCAGCUGUCUCCAUGUAGCCUCACGCAUAUAGACUCUAGUCGUCAUGGUAACCUCUGCCUUAAAUCAAGCUUGCUCAGGCAAGGGUCUCCCUCCCUUCCUCCCUCCCUCCCUCAUAGCCAACAUUUCCAGUAACCGUCCUGAUUACGUCGUUAGCAACACGCCUCGUUUUCUCUUUCCACGCGGUCCGACUCCGGUGACAUAUCGCGCUCCCUCGCUUCCACGGAGCGUUCAUCUUCUUCUUCACGCCCACGUCCUCUUCCACACACCACAGAUUUCAUGCAAGCCUUAACUAGACAGUGCUGCUUAUUAUGAGUUUUUCCAUGAAAAGCGAGACUGAGCCCCUGUGCAAGUGGAUUGUGACACGUGACAGGACUCCCCUCCCUAAGCGUCUGGCUUUACACUUUCAAUACCAAGAAGAGAAUCAGUGUCCAUUAGUUUGUUGACAUUUCCCCAUGAAGGCGUGUUUCAGUUGCACUCACUGGUGUCCUCGUGAAAAACUUGAGUUCUCUUUUUUUUUUUUUUCCCUGCUUAGAUCCACAACACACACGUCGUAAAUGCAUUUCACUUCAGUCAAUUCAUGUGACUUUGUUUUGUUUUGUUGUUGAGAUCUUCAAUAACCGAUAAAACUAUCAUCACUUUCAACCCUCAAUGACUCACGCAUCAUCAACUUUAGUUUUUGAAGCUGUUUUUGGGGUGUUUUUACCUCACCCACCACCUAUUAAAGACUUCAAUCACUAAGCAA
Nerophis lumbriciformis (worm pipefish) is the source of this 2760-nucleotide messenger RNA. RefSeq names its product 1-acylglycerol-3-phosphate O-acyltransferase 3 (gene agpat3). The record is from RefSeq and is a predicted model, not a curated record. Gene Ontology annotation, cellular component: endoplasmic reticulum; endomembrane system. Gene Ontology annotation, molecular function: 1-acylglycerol-3-phosphate O-acyltransferase activity. NCBI's taxonomy places the organism in Eukaryota, Metazoa, Chordata, Actinopteri, Syngnathiformes, Syngnathidae.